AUGUUCUCCUUCGCCAAGAUCGCCACCUUCGCCGCCCUCGCCUUUGGCACCAUCGCCAUGGCCAUCCCCUCCCCCGCUCCUGUGGCCGCCCCUGAGGCCGGCGAGCUUGUUACUCGCGCUUCCCAGGACAUCUCGACGAUCCUCACCAACCUCAACAACGACUUGAAGGAGCCUCUCGGCGAGCUCAACGGCAUGACCGCGACCACGGCCACUCCUGACAACGUCAACACGAGCGUGCAGAAGGUCAAGACCCUCGUCACGACCGCCACGACCGCCAUUCAGAGCGCGAAGGGCAACGGUAACGGAAACCCUCUUAUGCUCAUGAGCACCACUGUCAGCAACGUCAUGACGGCCGUGAACAAGGCGCACAGCGUCAGCACUGAACAGUCCAACGUUCUUGUCGUCAUCAAGAUUCUCGACCCCGUUCUGGCUGCUCUGGUCGCGCUCGUCCUCAAGCUCGUCGGCAACCUGCUCACCAUUGUCCUCGGCCUCGUUGUCGGUCUCCUCGGCGCCGUCACCCAGCUCAUCAUUGGCCUAGACUUCGUCUUGCUCGCUGGCGUGCUCCUGAUCUGA
Molecule: messenger RNA, 573 nt
Organism: Peniophora sp. CBMAI 1063
Lineage: Eukaryota; Fungi; Basidiomycota; Agaricomycetes; Russulales; Peniophoraceae
Source: the annotation of a GenBank genome assembly